UUAUGAUUGGCUUUCCGUUGGAAGAUGGCGUUCGCAUCACUUGAUUUUUGUCAACAAAAACAACACAAGUUCUAGCUGGCUGUGCUGCUCUAAGUUUUCCAAAGGAUUUCAGGAUUUCAGUAAAAAAAAACAUGGAUCAAGAGGAUGAAGAAGUAUUUGAGAUUGUUGAUUUCACAUCUGCGUCUGAGUGGGAAGUGUUUACUUCAAGAUUGGAAGAAAUUCUAUUCUCUUGGCAACUAUCUCUAAAAGACAAAGAAGAAGAAACUACAGUUUUUCUAGGUCUAAAUGGAGAAUGGAAAUCCUCAUCUGAAGACAUCAGCUUCGCAGGACAUCCUUUCAUAUUAACACACCAUUGGGUAGAAGAAUCUGCUGAAAAAGGAAAAAGAAGCGAAUCGGUUGUAGAAAAAAAAGGCUGCCAAGUGUUUGAAUCUUUAAUGGACAAAAACCAUGACUUUCCUUUCAACAAAUGCCAUUCGCUCGCAAAAUUUUACGGGCUCGGUGAUUUUGUUAUUAUGUCUCCAGCGGGCAAUGAAAUGUUGACUUCAGAAGACCGAAUCAAUCUCCUUCUAAGCUCCGUUACCAUCGCAGUUAAUAACGUUCAAAGUCGAGUUCCGGUGUUUGUUCAGUUACAUUCCAAGUCCCAGCAACUUUAUCAAGGAACAUUUGAAUCUAAAAAUCUUCGAACGGACUUUCAAAUGGUUCAUCUCAAACGUAUCCCCCCAACUUGUAAACACUUGUCAGGACUAAUUGAGCUUUUCAAGGAAAAGAUUGGAAGUAGUUCAAUCAACCCUGUAGAGUGUUCGGUGUGUUUAACUUAUUCUUUAAUCGAUAUACGAAAUGCUGGAUGGGAUAACUGGCCUCAACAACCGCCAGAUUUUGAAUCUAAAGGAGGAGUGGUAGGAAACGCCACUCUUAGCCAACUUGGUUUUGGUGCAAUUAAGGAUCCCAUAAAGGAAAUUCUGGUUUCUGCAGUUUGGAAUAACAAUCUGAACGAAGAUGUAGUGGUUGACAGUGAAGUGUACACGGACUUGGUUCCCAUUGAAGCGCCUCUAUGGAUUGUUCGCCUUGUGUUGAACGAUAAAGUGCCGUCAUUACUCAUCAAGAGCCUUUGUUCAUUCCUAGAUUUGUGCGGUUCAAAGGAAUCUACUGAACAACUUCUUGGCAAAAACUACACGGUUCUUCAAAGUCCAGACAGUCCGGAAUAUGAGCGUGCUCUAGGAGCCUUAACUAAAGAACGAACAGGUUAUGGGAUAUUGUCCUCUAAAAGAUUGCCUUUUGGUAGUAAAAAAGCUCAAACUGGUGGACCGAUUCCCGAAAAUAUGUUGGUGAAUCUUCUCAAUUUUCUGUUUCCGGACGCUGAAGGAGAUUUAGAGAUUCAAACUCAUCCGUAUCCUGAAGAGUUUCAGUCCGACUGUUCUGCCUCUUUGGACAUUAAAUGGAAGGAAAGUUUCUCGGCCUUCAAGACGUCUCCAGUGGACAGUUUGGUGUGGCGGCUGGCCACCACUGCCGUCUACACAAUGACACACCUCAACGGGAUCGAGGGUGUAGCCCAUUGGUGGCACGAGAUCGUUCUAGAACUGCGCUAUCGCUGGGAACAUGGAUAUACUAUUCCGGGGUUGAAGACUGGCAUGCCCGAUUUGAACUACUGCCGCUUAUAUCAAAAACUGCAGAUGUUGAAUUGCUGCAUUGAACACAAGAAAGUGAGCACUUCGGGGCCGCCGGUUGAUCUGGCGGAUGAGGACGAAUUCUACGACGCCGAAGAGACUCUGGAGUCGAUUGAGGAGACGCCACCAAAAGAGCGCCAUUCGGCCUGGAACCAGCCGCAAGGCCGCAAAGAGCGAACCAAAAUGAAGUUACUCCGUUCGGGCGAAACGCUAUACAUACCCGUGACUCAAGCCCUUUUGCCUAUGACGGAAGAUAUGAUAGAGGAGCAGUCUGAAAUGAUGGAACAACUCGGUGAUAACGCUGAGGGAUCAGAGUUGCGCGCUAGAAUCCUCUCCGCCUCUCUUCUCUCCGACAUGGAAUCAUUUAAAGCGGCCAAUCCUGGAGCCCAGAUUGAGGACUUCGUCCGCUGGCACUCACCAAGGGACUGGAUUGAAGAGGAGGUAGUAACAUCCGACGGUUGCAAAAUUGAAGGUCGUUUGAGCGGGAGGAUGCAGACGCCGGGCAAUCUUUGGCAGGAAAUGUGGCGGACGGCCAAGCCAGUCGUGGCCUGGAGACAGAAACGUCUUUUUGACGAUACCAAAGAGGCCGAGAAAAUUCUUCACACUUUCUCUGCUCUAAGACCAGCUCAAAUAGCAUCCCUGCUUCUUCCGACAAUAAUUCACGCAUCGGUUAACCGGCUGCUAGAAGAAUUACCCUCAACUACACAACUGCCCGACGCUAUUUCUAAUUGCCAGGCAGCCAUAUCCAAGAUCGUGCAAAUUGCCCGCCAUUCACCACUCGAAUUACAACAAUAUGAGGAUUUGCUUCCAACGCUCCAGACGGUCGAAGUUCACUUGUCACAAUUUAAUGCAUUGCGUCGCAGAAUGAUCAGCUACGAAAACUGGGAAGGCGUUGAUGACUUUGUCACUCGCCUUUUAAUCGAUAAUUACGUCUCUCUACCGGGCGGAUCGCACACUCCGGCAGGAAUUGCUUUACUUAGAGCUUUAGAAAACCUUAAUAAGGAUGAUGCAUCUACAUUACCUCCUCCUGUGAAAAAAGAAUUUGUCCUCAGGGCUAUGGCGCGUCGUCCAGGCAACGGUUCGACCUCCAGCUGUCAGAAGAUGUUCUGCAGCAUCGAUGAAGAUUCGAUCCGUUUGGCCGGGGCUUGGACUCAGGAUAUUUUAUUUUAUUGAAAAGUGAUGGAAAAGUCUCCGAGGCCAUUGAAAUGGUGUAUUUACCUUCUUUUGUUAGCGCUCGUGUGUCGUGUUUGCGCAAUACAAAUUUUUCUUAAUUUCAAAUACACUGCAAUAUUAACCAAGUUCUUGAUGAAAAAAUACAACUGCGAAAGGAUUUA
Messenger RNA from Daphnia pulicaria, 2998 nucleotides. RefSeq names its product rab3 GTPase-activating protein catalytic subunit-like (gene Rab3GAP1). Gene Ontology annotation, biological process: positive regulation of GTPase activity. Gene Ontology annotation, molecular function: GTPase activator activity. The coding region runs from base 132 to 2837 and encodes 901 amino acids. The transcript is spliced from 15 exons. Lineage: Eukaryota; Metazoa; Arthropoda; Branchiopoda; Diplostraca; Daphniidae. The record is from RefSeq and is a predicted model, not a curated record.